This is a messenger RNA of Bathycoccus prasinos, 3234 nucleotides long. RefSeq lists its product with no specific name. Bases 1 to 3234 code for a protein of 1077 amino acids. The record is from RefSeq and is a predicted model, not a curated record. Lineage: Eukaryota; Viridiplantae; Chlorophyta; Mamiellophyceae; Mamiellales; Bathycoccaceae. The transcript has 2 exons.
AUGGGCAGCGGACCUUCGAAACCAGACGAAGAAGACGUCCAGGAGGAGGAAGAAAAGGAGAGGAAUUUUUCGUCUUCGAGGAGGAGAAGCGACGAAAACGAUUCAGACGACGAGAAAGACGACGAUUUUGAAGAAAAAAAUACGCGGAGGACUUGGAAGCCGAACGAUGAUGAUGCGAAAAGAAGAACACUAACACCAGCGCGCAUCAGCAUGGUCAGUCCGUUCGGAAGGAUGUCUUUAACAUCCAGCGGAGGAAGGGGUAGCGACGACGAGGAGGAGGACGGAGAGGAGGAAAGAGGAGGUGCGUUCGUAGCCGAACCGUUUCGUUUGAAUAACCACGUGGUUGCCUUUGCAACCAGAGGCGACUUUGAAGAAGAGGAAGAAGGAGAGAACGCGGAGAGGAACGGGAGGAGGAAGAAGAAGAAAAAGAAGAAAAAGAACGAGUUCGCGAGCGCGAGAGCGUGGAUGGAACGGAAAGGUUUAUUUGCGACGUCGAUGGAAAAUGGUGACAUGGAAAGCGAGAGACGGGGUGACGCGUCGUCGUCGUCAACGGACGUCGUGUUGGUCAACCUCGCCUCUCGAGCGUUUUGCGAGCGGCAACACGCGCUGUCGAAGAUAUCUCGUUCGGAACGAGAGGAUGAAGAAGAUGAAGACGAGUCGUUGUACGACGCGUUUCGAGACGCGCCUAUAGUUGAGUUUAUCGUGGACGAGUGCAUCCCGUUCGCGAACGUCGUCGAGUUGGAUACGUUGGUGUCCAUCGCGAGCACGAUCGAGAAGUGGAUGGCGAUUUCGAGCGAGCCGGUAGUCGCGCUUCAUUUCGCUAUCGACGACGCGACGACGCGACAAGAAGAUUUGUAUCGAAAAGGUGGGGUAAGAUACGACGUGGCGACGAAAGAGAAUUAUUACGCGGCCACGGCGUCUGCAAAAGAGGAAAGGAAAAAUGAACGGAUUAGGAAGCGGUCCUUGGCGAUAAACGUCUUGCGAUUCAUCGCGUGCGCGUCCAUCGUGGCUUCCGGGAAAGGCGACGUAUCAAUAGAAAAUGCUUAUUGCGAAAUCGCGCCGCCGCCGAUGUCCGCAAAGGAGAGCACGAAGAGAUUUCGAGAUAAGCGUGCGUUUACUUUGACAAACACGCAAAGGAGAAUUGGCCAGUGGUUGCAAACGCGAGCGAGGAGAAUUGAAAGCGGUUUCGAAGAUGCGAUUUUAAUGAGUAGUAACGAUGGUGAGAAAAUAACGUUAAAACGUGUCGUCAUUUCCGGCGGGAUUUCCUGCGACGGCAAAGGCGGGUCACGAUUAUAUUGCGUGGUGAGAGAUGGGCGCAACAGAGAAAUUGGGAGAAGUUUGUUCUCCGCGACACAGUUCGGUCCAGACUUUCAUUCCAGCGCGAACGGCUCCCCUAUUCCUUUCGAGAUGUUUCAAACGCCGAAAAGCGUCGAGUUACGAUCGGAAAACACCGCAGCGAGAGAUUAUGAAGGCUCGUGUUUGAAUAAAAACGGCGAAUACACCGAAACCGUGUAUAAGAAAGGCGUGCGUCUCACGUCUGAUUUCUUCGUAUGCGUGUAUCACUGGACGGGAAAUAGAGAAUUUGAUGAAAAACGUCCAAUUUGCCUCGCCUGGUCGCACGCGGUGGCGAUGGCGAAACACGGCGUCACGCGAUUUCAUCUAAAUGAUAUCGACCACUGCGGGACGGGUGAUAGUGGCGCGAACAUGUCCGCGCUUUUACCGAAGAAUUUCUUCUUAGACGUGACGAUACUCAUCGACUCUCCUCCUCCUCCUCCUCCUCCGCCGCCGCCUUUCUCUCCUCCUCCAAAGGUGCCAUCGAUAUCGUCCCAGCAGCAAAAAUCGAUUCUCCCUUCGACACCACCACCACCACCACCACCGCCACCACCGCCGCCGGCGGCAGUCUCUAAAGUUGCAUCAAAAGGAGCCCCUCUGCCACCGCCACCGCCACCGCCACCGCCACCGCCAGCACCACCGCGAGCACCCCCGGCGCCACCAGUACCAAAGAACAAAGCGGGAGCAAUACCGCCGCCGCCUCCCGCGCCGCCCGGCAGAAAACUCAGUCUUCGGAAUACUCAGGUGCCAACACCGACACUUUUAAAGAAGAAACCUGUGACAAACACGCUCCGAAAAAUCUUUUGGGAGAAGUUACCGGUCACUAUUGACACGUGGUUUACUGCCAGCGGCGAUAUCGACGAGAAGAAGCGAGAAAAGAUACGGAAGAAAGUAUAUGAAGCGUUUGAUGCGAAACCAACGAAGCAACAAAAACCACUCGAUGAGGAAAAUAGUGCGAAAAAACAGGAACGUGGCAUGCCGAAACUGAUUCCAUUGAAGCGAGCGAACAAUAUUUCCAUCGUUCUGAGUAGAUGGAAAGCAGCGCAAGACCCGCAAUCUAUCGUCGAUAUGAUUCAAUGCGCGUCGUCAGAGCUCGACAUCGACAAGUUACAAAUACUCAUCCAGUGCGUGCCGAACGAAGAGGAGCUUUUAUUGUUUAAGGAGUACAACGCUAACGACGAUGAAAAUAUCGAAAAUCCGUUAUCUCAACCAGAACAAUUUCUCCGAAAGAUGUGCACGAUACCAAACUUGGAGCAUCGCCUUCGAGCGCUCAUGUUUGCGCGGCAGUUUAGCGAGCUCGCUCGCGACUUACGCUCUUGCUUUGAAGUGGUAGAAAACGCUUGCGACGAGGUGUUAAGCUCAAACGAUUUACGCAAUAUUUUGAAACACGCUUUAUAUUGCGGUAACGUAUUAAACGAGGGGACAAUCCGUGGCGACGCGAACGGUUUCGCCUUGGAAUCUUUGUUGUUGUUUGCGAAUGUUAAGACUACGACGAAUAAAAAUACGGACACGCCGACAUUGAUACGGCCACCGGAAAAUUUGUUGGAAGUUGUCGUCGAUGUCGCAGAUGACAGUGAUACUAUUGAGGAUAAGCAAAAUGACACGUAUUCGUUGCGCGAAAAUCUGAAACACUGCGAACGCGCCAUGCGCUUCGCCCGAGGCGAACUAGAAAGCCGAUAUGAAUCGUUUCGGAAAAACGUGGUGAAUUUAAAGAAGGAACGCUUAGAACACCUGUGCGAUGUCGCGAAAGAACAGGAAAUCGUAGACGAGCUAGCUAGAAAGGUGCGAGAGAAGUUCAACCGACUAAAAAUAUUCGUGGGAAAAAGUACCACAUCGGGCGAAGGACCGGAAGAAAUCUUUACAAACAUCUGGCUCUUCGCCGAAAGCAAACAAACCAAAUAG